GCAUCGAAGAUCGAAAUGGCGCUCUGCUGUCCCUCCCUGCCGUGCCCCUCAGUAUCACCAGAAGCCAUGAGGAAGCAACGUGCCCAUCUGCUUGAGCUCAUGUUGAUGAUGGCGGCAUUGCUGCUGCCAAAAGCAGCUCCUCAGGCGGUCGAAGAAGAGGAAGUCUCCGUGGACAAUGAAGUUAAUCUAGUUAUGACAACCAUCACCUCCGGAGUCAAUCAUAUUUCCACCAUUCUUGAGGAACGCGAGGAGUCCUGUGCAAAGAAACUGUCAGAACCCGUGGAGGAAAGCCUCGCCGAAAUAGAGCAUAUUGUAGAGGUGCAAUGGGAGAGGUUGACGGAGGCUGAGGGACAGAUGAAGGUCGUGGACGAUAAGAUGAGUGUAUUGCUCCGACACCGCGGCACCCUGCAACCCACCUCCACCUCUGAAGGUUGUGCAGAACCAUUCGAGGAGGCAGGUGGUGGGUGUUUUUGGCCUCACAAGAACCCUGGACUCAGCUGGGAGAGAGCAAGGAAGCGGUGCCAGCAGGCUGGGGGCGACCUGGCCACACCUGAAGACCUAACAGCCGUCAGGAACUACCUCAGACACAAGCUUGGCUCAGACUGGUGGUACCUCUGGUUGGGUGGACGUAUCACCGGGCCCAGGAGGUGGGCGUGGCUUGACAGCCCGGAAGGGGAGGAGCGAGAGGCCAGCGAGGAUGACUGGGCCAACACUGACCAAUCCGGUGACUGUGUGGCGUUGAACGGAGGCCGGGGCUACCGGGUCAUGAAGUGGGACUGUCAAGAUAAAAAUUGGUACCUCUGCGAGAAAAAGAUUUAGUGGAUGGUGAUAAACCCAAAAGAAAAAGAAAGAGAGAGAGAGAUAAAGAAAAAAAUAACGAUAUUCACUAGAAGAUCAACAUUAUUGAAUAUCGAGUGAGAGAGAUGAGAACAUGACCUUGCACCAUCUCUGCUAGAUAUUAGUUAAUGUCAAUUGUAAGGGAAGUCCCUCGUCCUAUGAACCUGUGAGUGUUCUAGUAAGAGAUGUAAGCUUAUACCCUGAAAUAUUCUGACAAAACAAACAGCACCUUCUGGUGUUCGUUCCUUUCCAUCAACACGCCGUUAAAUCAUUGUGUGCCAAACCUCUCUCUACCAGCUUCAUCUCUGAGAACCCUCUCCAUCCAGCCCUCUUCCUGCCAGCUCUCUCCUUUCUGUAACCUGGAUGCUCUAGUGUAAUGUUUUUUUGUAUAACUCAUGUAUAAUUCAUUACUUUUGUAGUUUUCCCUUUGUUUGUACGUGUAUAAUUUACCUAUUAUAUGUAAAUAAAAUAUAUUUCUGAGAUGAA
This is a messenger RNA of Homarus americanus (American lobster), 1323 nucleotides long. RefSeq lists its product as uncharacterized. Gene Ontology annotation, biological process: biological process involved in interspecies interaction between organisms. Gene Ontology annotation, molecular function: carbohydrate binding. The coding region runs from base 16 to 819 and encodes 267 amino acids. The record is from RefSeq and is a predicted model, not a curated record. Gene Ontology annotation, cellular component: external side of plasma membrane. The transcript is spliced from 3 exons. NCBI's taxonomy places the organism in Eukaryota, Metazoa, Arthropoda, Malacostraca, Decapoda, Nephropidae.